This is a messenger RNA of Ixodes scapularis (black-legged tick), 2511 nucleotides long. RefSeq names its product zinc finger protein OZF-like. Gene Ontology annotation, molecular function: DNA-binding transcription factor activity; RNA polymerase II cis-regulatory region sequence-specific DNA binding. The record is from RefSeq and is a predicted model, not a curated record. The transcript is spliced from 5 exons. Bases 80 to 1372 code for a protein of 430 amino acids. Gene Ontology annotation, biological process: regulation of transcription by RNA polymerase II. NCBI's taxonomy places the organism in Eukaryota, Metazoa, Arthropoda, Arachnida, Ixodida, Ixodidae.
UGGACGAGUUCACCCCGCCGCCAUUUUGCCGCCCCGAUCAGCUGUCGAUGUACGCGUGGGAUCGCUAAAUCUUUUGCAAAUGCCGGGUUGCUGCGUGCCGCAGUGUUCGAAUCACUCGAGGAAUGGGUGGAAGGUAUACGGCGUCCCAACAAACGCCAAACGGAGGCGUCUGUGGCUCGUACAGAUAAAGCGCGACGACUGGGAGCCGAGCCGUUCGUCGUCUGUGUGCAGCGCCCACUUUGAACCCAGUGCAUUCGAGGAGAGGAGAGCUGAUGGGUGGCAAAAGCUCAAGCCGAAUGCAAUCCCAACUUUGUUUUCUUUCCGUCCAGCCAAGGGCGGUUGUCAGGUGGCUGCCACACCUGAUGAGAACCUGGAUGAGAGCCUGAGCUCUCCACCACCACCUGCUCUACCCAGUCCCGAGAUCCCACCAUCUGAAGAUGACUUUCCUGGCAUCUCAAGUGAUCCUCUGCCUCCUUUGCUGUCCUGUGAGUCAUACAAACCUGACCUGAGAGCAGUUUCUAUGGAACCGAUUCAGUCCUCAAGUCACGGAGAUGAACGUGCACUGUUGGAAAAGACCAGCUGCCCUCUGAAAGCCAAUGGGGACAUCUGGUUUGCAUGCUGUUCCUGCACCUACUUCACCAGAGAUCAGCAUGGAAUUGUGAACCACUUGGUUGCCCAUGGUGAUGAACAAGUCAAGUGCCAACCUCCUUUCACAUUUCCUGCUUCAAAGUUCAAAGUGCACAGCAACACUCAAAAGCACAGAAGUGAUAAGCUUUUCAAGUGCAAGCUGUGUCCUCGCAUCUUUACUUGGAAAUCCUCUUUGAUUGACCAUAAUCGAACACACAGCUGUGAAAAACCUUACAAGUGCCAGCUGUGUUCCAAAGCCUUUGCUCACAGAACAACACUGAUUAACCACAAGAGAACCCACAGAGGUGACAAACCCUUCAAGUGUAAGCUGUGUUCCAAAGAGUUUUCUUACAAAUGCAGUCUGAUCUACCACAUACAAACACACACAGGUGUAAAGCCAUUUAAGUGUGAGCUUUGCUCCCAAGAGUUUACACGCAGUUCCUCUUUGAAACACCAUAAUCGGAUACACAGUGGUGAAAAACCUUAUAAGUGCAAUCUCUGCCCCCAAGCCUUUGUUCGAAAUUCUGAGGUGAGAAGGCAUAAUGUAACACACAGCGGUGAAAAACCUUACAAGUGUGAGCUGUGUUCCAAAGCCUUUGCUUACAGGGGCGGUCUGAUCCACCACAAGAGAACACACACAGGUGAAAAGCCGUACAAGUGCAAGCUGUGCCCCCAAGAGUUUGCUUACAAGCGCAGUCUGACCUACCACAAACGAGCACAUACAGGUGUAAAGCCACUCAAGUGAGGUUUGCCCCCAAGAGUUUACACACAGUUCCUCUUUGAAAAACCAUAAUCAAAUACACAGUGGUGAAAAACCUUACAAGUGAGCUAUAUUCCAAGCCUUUGCUUGGAAGUCACAUUUGGAAAGCCAUAAUCAAACAUAAUGCUGUAAAGCCUUUUAAACCUUUGCUUCUUAGGCCUUUGCUAAAGAUAGCAGUCCGAUCUUUCACAACCAAACACACAUGAGGUCCAUUGAAGUGCACACUCUGUCUCCAAGCCUUUGCUAGUAAGUGCACUCUGACCCAUCAUUACGAGCACAUACAGGUGAAAAGCCCUAUUAGCCGUAUUCACCAGUCGUGACUAACUAGCGCCGUUUUAAAGUUAGUAUCGCGACUAAUUAGUCAUGAACUAAGAAAAAAUCGGCGACUAAGGAUCGACUAGUCCUGCGGUACUCACGAGCGCGAAGCGAGCGGGUGACUAUCUACUGAGAAGAAGCGGAAGUAACAAAAAGAUAGGUCACGCACACACAUACUUAAAUGUCGCUGCGUAAAUAGGUAUUUAAUCAUAUAAGAACUAAUAUUUAAACAUCUAUUAGGCAGAAAAAAGUUACAAUGAGAGACUAAUUGUCCGAGACAGAGUUUUAAAAAGAAAAAUGAAAAGAAACCCAAGGAAGAAAUACGAAAGCCGCAUUGCCAGCAACAUAAACAAAUAUGGAUGCACCCGUAUGUGCGUUUUUUCUUGCUUUUCAGCGUCCUGCUGAGGUCGCUUUAGCGGUAUCUCUGGCCAUUGAACAUGGCUAUUUACACAAAAUUUGCUCCUCCAAUUCUUUCUACAUGUGUCCCCCAGCCUUCCGAGACAGUAAGUGCUUCGUUUGCGCUGGCAGUCAGCGGUGAUACGAGUCGGCCAUGGCACUGAGCUGCUAGUCACCCGCUAAAUACCGGCUGAACUAGCCCUACCCCAUGACUAAGAUUUGUUAGUCGACUUAGCCGCACGGGGCGACUAGGCCCUAAACAUGACCGGUGAAUACCAAGCGCUCACUUAGCGGCGACUAUCGCUCGCCACAUGAUCAUUUUAGUCGACGACGUUGCUGUGUCGUCGUGUUUGUUUACUUCGACUACAGUGGUGAUUUCUAAGCAUUUGUGUCCUCGAACAUUGCCCGGAUUU